Molecule: messenger RNA, 1546 nt
Organism: Phymastichus coffea
Lineage: Eukaryota; Metazoa; Arthropoda; Insecta; Hymenoptera; Eulophidae
Gene: Arp6
Product: actin-related protein 6
Exons: 4
Coding region: 213-1415 (400 amino acids)
Cellular component (GO): Swr1 complex
Molecular function (GO): nucleosome binding
Source: RefSeq, a predicted model, not a curated record
UUGAUUUGAUAUGUAAUAUGCCAUAAUUGAUUAAUUUGAAAUGUGGUCAAUAAUUUAUAUUGUAUAGGUAUUACUUGUUGAUAUCAAUUUUCCUAAAUAGUUAUAGUUCACACGAAAGUGCAUCGUACAAAAAAUAAAAAUAAAAAUGAUUUUGCGCCAGUCCUUUCUGUGCAAAAUAAAAUGAUCAUUUUAAUUUCGUGGAAUAAACGCCCAUGGAACAGCGUCAUCCUCAUAAACGACAGAAGACUCUUCUCGUUAUAACUUACAAUGGUGCUUAUACGGCUAAAGCUGGUCAGUCCACAGAAUCAUCAAAGAUAAUUCCCAAUUGCAUGAUGAAAUCCAAAAGCGAGAGAAGAAGACCAUUUACUGGUAAUCAAAUAGAAGAAUGCCGAGACAUGGCCGGUUUAUAUUUCAUGUUGCCCUUUCAAAAAGGAUAUUUGAUUAACUGGGACGUGCAAAAGACAGUAUGGGAUCAUAUUUUUUCAAAAGACUGUUGUAAUGUAAAUUUCGGUGAAACAUCGAUGAUAAUUACGGAGCCCCCGUUUAACUUCGCAUCAAUCCAAGAAGCGAUGGCUGAAAUUUUUUUCGAGGAAUAUGAUGUAGCAAGUUUAUUAAGAAUCAACCCAUCAACUUUGGCCAAUUUUCAUUAUAGACAUGAAAAUCCUACCGCUAAGUGUUGCAUAAUUGUGGAUGUUGGUUACAGUUUUUGUUAUAUAUCUCCUUAUGUGAAUGAUAUGAGAAUUAAAGCUGGAAUUAGAAGAAUAGAUGUUGGUGGUAAAUUAUUGACUAAUCAUUUAAAAGAAAUUUUAUCGUACAGACAGUUAAAUGUUAUGGAUGAAACUUAUGUUGUUAACCAAGUAAAGGAAGAUUCGUGUUUUGUGUCUCAAGAUUUUUAUGCAGACAUGGAAACAGCUAAGAGAGGCUUCAAGAAUAACACUAUUGUGAAAGAUUACGUUCUACCUGACUUUACAACUUUGAAAAGAGGCAUGUUGGUUGACGUUGGAACUGAAACCGACCAGCAAGUAUUGCGUAUGAACAACGAGAGAUUUUCAAUACCAGAAAUCAUGUUUCAUCCAUGUGAUGUAGGAAUAAAGCAAAUGGGCAUCUCAGAAGCUAUAAUGGACUGUUUGAAAGCCUGUGCAGAAGAAACUUGGCCACAUUUGUUAGCAAAUAUUAUUCUAACUGGUGGCAGUGUCUUGUUUCCAGGUUUUAAAGAAAGAAUUGAAACAGAUAUUAGAAGUUUGGCUCCUGAUGAAUAUGAAAUUAAUGUGCAUCUACCAGAUGAUCCAAUAACAUUUGCAUGGGAAGGUGGUAAGCUAUUGGCUAAAGAUUCAGGAUAUUCCAGUUUGAUUGUUAAAAGGGAGGAGUAUGAAGAGGAAGGUCACAAUGUGUGCUACGAUAAGUUUGACAUAUAGAUAAUAUGUUUUCAAUGAAUUCUUCAGAAAAAGAGUGAGUUUAAAUGGUUUAGUUUUUAAAAACUAAACUUCCUUUUACUCAAAUUUGUACAUAGAGAUGUAAAUAAUUAUUUUUAUAAACUGUAUAAUAA